GUAGAUACCGUGUAUACAUAUAUACAUAUAUAUAUAUAACGUAGAAACACAUAUACAAUACAUUCAUAGAUACAUCGUAUGAGGCGCGUAAAAUUCAAGCGAAUGCGGGCACUAUGCGCGCGAGAUAGACCGACUGCGCGCUGCGCCAUUCCGAUCUAACCCGAAUGAGUUUCCGAGGUCGAGCAAGUGGAGAGUACGCGAGUUACUGCGGCCGCACACGAUUCGCAAGUUCGUCAGUCGCGGCUCGGCGACGAGCGUGCACGCGUUUCGUUCGCGUUGUUCGCUCGUUCGGUUACGAAGAAAUUCACUAUUUUUCUUUUUUCUUCUUUUUCUUUAUUAUCUUUCUCUUCUUCCUCUUCGAUCAUUGGGUAAACGGUAAUUUACGACGUUACGUUUAAGUUUAUGGGAAAAUAGAGACUCGCAUAUACACACAGGCGUAUACAAACCGAGAGUGCGAUGAAUCAUGCCAAAGAGAAUAACCAAUGAGAGGAGAAGACGUACGAAGCCGGCCGACAUGCGUGGUUUAUCGACAAAAUUUCAACUCACGACGGAUGUUCUUCCUGUUCUUUUAUCGCAUUACGCCUUCGCUGCACGUCGCUGAAAGUUUAUCCACGCGUUUCUCGAACCUCCUCAAGAUACAUGCAUGUUAGAAGACGUUAAAGUUGUAACAAGAAAAAACAACGACGACGUAGACAAGAUAUUCAAUGUGUACAGAAUUAUCAUUCAGGCAUUUGUAAGAUGAAACCGUCCAUGAAAAUGGGAGUGAUCGCCUUGGUAGGUGUUUGUGUGGUAUUUUAUCAAUACCAUUUGUCCACCGGAAUUAGAUUCGAUCAGGCGAUCGAUUUUAGUGCCGGUGGAUCUCUCGACGAUGAAGUCGAACCUCAUCAAAUUAAGUUCCCAAGGUUUACCACAGAUAUGGUAAUGAACGCGGUACGUCGAGUACAAGACUUGAAUGGUCUCAGUCCAGAAGUUGGUACAUUAUUGAUUAAAGAGAUUUGGUAUCAACUCAACAAAAAUGUUCUUGAAAAUACGGAAAAUGAUUCGCGAAUUUUACGACCUUGUUCAAAACUUGUUACCACGAACGUCGCAUGUAUACCUUCCUUAUCAUCAUCGUCCACGAAGAAUGAAAUAUCUUUGGAUCCUCUCUACAUUAUAACACCGACUUAUCGUAGACCAGAACAAAUUCCAGAACUCACUAGGAUGUCUCACACACUUAUGUUAGUCAAAAAUAUUCACUGGCUCGUCAUAGAGGAUGCAUAUGUAGCCACGAAACAAGUAACGAGAUUACUCGAACGUACAGGAUUAAAAUUCGAUCAUUUGACAGCUCCGAUGCCAGAAAAAUAUAAAUUUAGAAAUGGUGCAAAGCCUCGCGGCGUUUCUAACAGAAAUCGUGGCUUGCAAUGGAUAAGAGCAAACGCAACGAAAGGUGUACUUUAUUUCGCUGAUGAUGAUAACACCUAUGACAUAGCUUUGUUCGACGAGAUCCGUAAAACGAAAACUGUGUCAAUGUUUCCGGUUGGUCUUUGCACCAAAUUUGGUUUGAGUUCUCCGAUUAUAAAGAACGGCACGUUUGCUGGUUUCUACGAUGGAUGGGUCGCUGGUCGUAAGUUUCCAGUUGACAUGGCAGGCUUUGCAGUGAACGUAAAAUUCUUACUUCAAAGGCCAAACGCCACGAUGCCGUUUAGAGCUGGUUACGAGGAAGAUGGUUUCUUGAAGAGUCUUGCACCGUUGGAACCACGAGACGUACAAUUAUUGGCAGACAAUUGUACGAGGGUACUCGCGUGGCAUACGCAAACGAAAAAAAAUGAACCGAGUGUACCAUUGAAUAUGAAACUCUAUGGCUCGACGAAUCUCGUUAAAUUGAAGGAACAAAUAGUAUGAUGUCUGGUAAGAUACAGCAUUAUUUAUCGAAGAUAAAAAUCUCGAGUACUCGUCCGUUUUGUUUCUCGGACCUGUUUCUAACGGAUAGGUGCAAGAAAAAAAAGCUAUGUGAUUUAGUGCCUAAAGUAUUUCUCCUACUUGUAAUCUAAAGAAGAAGAAGAAAAAGAAGAAGAAGAAUGGGGUGUUCUUAAGCUGAGCCAUCAAAAUAACGGCAAAGCCUUUGAUCUAACUUUUAAUUUGAAGGCAGACGUUUACCUCAUAUCUAUGAGAUCGAAAACGAGUCUCCUGCAUUGCAGUAGUAUGGUUUACUGUAACAUAGUUUCAAUAUAGUGCAUUUUUAAUUAUGAUAUGUGUAUACACACACACACACACACACACAUAAAUGCUCUUUUGUGAACAAAACAGACAUGACCAAUCGAGGUGAGUUAAAUUGAUUUUAGUGAGCAUAGUGAUAGUGAAAGAUUUUUGUGAGAAAACAAAAAGGGUGAGGGGAGCAAUGUAAAAAGAAAAAAAAAGCGAGUAACUAUCUUGGACCAGUAAAUACGUGGCGAAAGUGUGAGAGUUCAGUACACGAAUCGAAUCUGCCUAAGCCUUGAAAUAUGCACUUAAUUGUAUUGACGAGAUAUUAUUAAUAGUAAUCCUGAGAUUUUUCUUUGUGUAUCGUCUUUGAACAGUUUAUGCAAUCAUCUUUAGAUAUAAAUUUCAAUUUCCGAUUUUUAUCGGAUAUUGGAAAUCGGUUGCAUGUUAAAACUUUGAACAAUAAUAAAUAUUACCAAUAUGGUAUAUUAUUAAGCAGAAAGAAAAAUUUUUGUGAAUAACAAGUGUGCCGAAUCAAUAUCUUGUGAAGAUUUUUUCCUAUAGGAAAAUAUAAAAUGCGAGGAUAUUUGAGCCUGUGAUUAUGAAAGUGAUCCAAGUCAUAUUAUAUAUUUUUCGUUUUGAGAUAUGUUGACAAGUACUUGGAUUUAAAUUAUUUAAAACUUAUUUUUUUUUUCUAUAAUGACAAGCAUAAAAAAGUAAGUAUAUUUAUUCUCAAAAAAUUAUUCUUUUAUAUUAUUUUUAAAUUUUAAGAAUAGCGUGCGAGAGAUGAAAUAUGUCUUUUUAUAUCUCAAAUGAUUUAAACCAUUUUUAUAAUCAUUGGCUCAUUUCUCAAAGCUUUGUUGGUUUUUUUUCUUUUUUUUUGUGCAUACUUUCCCAUGGAUCAAUAAUAAUCGCAGAUCAUUAUUAUAAUCAUUUUUUGUUGGUAAGUGAUCCUCUCUUCUUAUCUAGAUUGUCUUUGAAAUUUCAUGUCUGAAAUUAUUUAUUGAAUUCGAUAAUAUGGUCUCAAUAUUGUACUAUUGUAAAUUGACUUAAUUGUACAUAUAGAGCAUGUUGUGCUUCCUAGGCAGAAAGGUAUAAAUAUUAUAUAUUACAAUAGCAAAAAAAAAAUCAAGAUUUCUUUUUUUGCUCUAUUUCCGGCUUGGUAAUCAAUGUUGAUUAGUUUAAUCGCCAGGUAGCUUGUCGAAGUAUAUAGAUUUUUAAGCAAAGUACCCAUCGAUUUUUCUUUCGAAUAAUUCGUUCAUUAAUCAUUUUUUUUAUAAUUUAACAACAUAUUAAUAAUCAUUUUGAUUAAGAUGUAAGAGAGAUAGACAGACAGAGAGAGAGAGAGAGAGGGGAAGUUUUGCAUAUCGAAUUAUGGCUGUCAACAUUGGAAUAAUUUUUAUCGUAACAGCGUUAGUUAUAUUCUCAACAGAUUUGUGUAAAGCCAAAGAAUAUAGUAGUUCUGAUAACAAAAAAAAAUAUAUAUAUCAAAAAAGAUGAAAAAAAAAAAUACAACACUCUUAUUAAAAGAAUACAAUCACGAAUUAGUAAUUGCAUUACUAUGAAAAAUUCUAUACUAAGUACUACUCAUAUGUAGUUUAGAGGAAAUUAUUAGAUAUUUAAUAGGAAAUCUUUUCUCAAGGAUUUAUGUACAGAAUAAUAAUAUUACAAUGAGUUAUUACUUACAAUAGCGUCUCAAUUUUUUGUUUGAUUUCUUUAUAUAUAUAUAUAUAUAUAUAUAUAUAUAUAUAUAUAUUACGAGCGAUGUUGUAAAAAUCAGGUAUAACGCGAGAGACGCAAGAUCGGAUUAUUCCAUUUAUCGUCGGUAAAAGACAAAUAUGUACGUAUACAUAUAUAUAUUUUUGCUGCAAAUCAUUUUGCAAUGUACAAACAAAUCUUUAUAUAGUUUUUAUUUGUCAAGUAUACGUUUUAUGAUUUUUCUAUCGAACUAUCUACUUAAUAAUUCCUUUUAAAAUAUAAACGAAAUUUAGAUAUAAUUAAGUUUAAUUAAUGCUGUCAUCCCAUAAUAAUUCCGUAAUAAUUAAGUUCAUUUAGGCUUAAUUUGGAGAUUUGUUGUUAUUUCUUACAUUAUAUAGUAUAUUGUAGAUGCAUUAUACUAAUGUAAAGAAUAUCAAGCAAUAAUAUGAUAAAUACAAUAAUGAAAUUCAAAGAAUAUGUUCUAUUAUAUUAAUAAUGUCAACAGUAAACAAAAGUAUCACUCUUUCUUGAUAAAUAAUAUAAAUGAAAUUAAACUCGUGUUUAUAAAUUUGGAAUCAUUUUCUUAUAGGAUUCCAAUAUUCAAAUGUACAUAUGCUUUCCAAAUUGUAUAUGGUACAUUUUUUGACGAUAAUUAUAAAAAGAGAUUAAUGACGAAAAAAAUGAAAGUUACACAAGCGUCGAAAUGAUUUUUAUUAUAUAAAUCGUCAAAUUUAAAUCAUAUAUAUUAUGGAUCAUGCUACGCGUAUGUACGCGUGAAACAUUAGUGAUAAAAAUACUAUAAAAUUAUUAUAUGCGAGAAAUGAUCACAAAUACUAUGGAAAAAAAAUUGUUUUCAUACAUGUAAGAAGAAUUCUCAAAUUCAUUCAUCAAUUUAUUCUAAUUUCGUGUGACUGUUAAUAUUGGAACUACAGAGACUGUAUAUGAUGAACAAAUACUAAAUAAAAAAAAUAAAGAACAA
Messenger RNA from Vespula vulgaris, 4855 nucleotides. It is a transcript of the gene GlcAT-P, whose product is annotated as galactosylgalactosylxylosylprotein 3-beta-glucuronosyltransferase P. Gene Ontology annotation, biological process: chondroitin sulfate proteoglycan biosynthetic process; carbohydrate metabolic process. Gene Ontology annotation, cellular component: Golgi membrane. Gene Ontology annotation, molecular function: galactosylgalactosylxylosylprotein 3-beta-glucuronosyltransferase activity. The record is from RefSeq and is a predicted model, not a curated record. The coding region runs from base 739 to 1881 and encodes 380 amino acids. Lineage: Eukaryota; Metazoa; Arthropoda; Insecta; Hymenoptera; Vespidae. The transcript has 7 exons.